AUGGACAAUAAUAACACUGCGUCAGCAUCAGACACUGUAGAUGAUAAUGAUGGAAAAACCGAGAAAAGCAAAUCUGGCGUUGGAGAAAGCUAUUCGAAAGUAAUUAAAUCAGCCGCAAGUUCAUUUCAGCCGAUACUAAACAUGUCUAUUAACAAUACGAAUAGUAAUAGUUUUCGAGUUUUAACAUAUAAUUUAUGGUGCCACAGAUUAGUGGGUGGUCUACAUUCAGCUGAAAGAUUAAACACUUUUGCUGCCUGGCUGUUAAAUAAUUCCAUUCAGUCCUAUGACAUUAUAUGUUUACAAGAGGUAUUUGUAUGUAAUCCGUUAUUAUUAAAUUAUGGUUCUGGUCAACGGGAAAAGCUAAUAGAAACAGUAAAAUCCAAGUAUCCAUAUAGUUAUACAUCCGAUACUCUGUGGUUUGGUGUGCAAGAUAGUGGAUGUUUAAUUUUAUCUGCUCAUAAAAUAGAGCCCUGUCAUCAGGAACCAUUUAGUGGCUAUAGUUUAUCUGAAUUGAUUACUCAUAAAGGCUAUAUGUGCUGUAAAAUUACAAUUGCAAAUAAAGAUAUAAUUUUUAUUAAUACUCAUUUGAAUGCAGGGAUGAGGCAAAGCUCAGCUAGGGUUCGUGCAAGGCAACUUGAACAAAUCAAUGAUCAUAUCAUUACUUGUCAUGCUGACCAUAGAGUUAUAUUAUGUGGAGAUUUAAAUAUAGAAUAUGGUUGCACAGAAUACAAUGAUAUGAUGACAUCUCUAUUUAUCAAUAAAUUAACGGACUCCACUCCCAAAGCUGCAGCUACAUACGCCCGAUUAGUUCGUUUGGAUUAUAUUUUAACUAGUCAACAUUUUUCUCCAACAGGCUCAGCUGUAGUCUCAGCUGAUGAAAUAAAUCAAAAUGAUCCUAAAUUAAUGGUUUCAGAUCAUGAAGGCUUAGAAGUCACACUUAAAUUCACCAACGCUGAGCCUUCCAAUCCUCAGAUUACAAUAGUUCCGCAACCCAACAAUACUAGAGCAAGACAAAUAAAAGGAUUGGCCACAUUUCUCGUAACAGUGCUGAGCGCCAUCAUAUAUUAUUAUCUCUUUCAAUCACAAGAUGGCUCUUAUAAAUAG
Rotaria sp. Silwood2 is the source of this 1104-nucleotide messenger RNA. Lineage: Eukaryota; Metazoa; Rotifera; Eurotatoria; Philodinida; Philodinidae. The record is from the annotation of a GenBank genome assembly.